Molecule: messenger RNA, 3554 nt
Organism: Cottoperca gobio
Lineage: Eukaryota; Metazoa; Chordata; Actinopteri; Perciformes; Bovichtidae
Gene: insm2
Product: insulinoma-associated 2
Exons: 1
Coding region: 49-2040 (663 amino acids)
Biological process (GO): neuron differentiation; regulation of cell cycle process; negative regulation of transcription by RNA polymerase II
Cellular component (GO): transcription repressor complex; nucleus
Molecular function (GO): RNA polymerase II cis-regulatory region sequence-specific DNA binding; DNA-binding transcription repressor activity, RNA polymerase II-specific
Source: RefSeq, a predicted model, not a curated record
CUUUCCGCCUGGUGGUUCCGCGCGCUGAGCAUCAUCGUCAUCAUCACCAUGCCUCGAGGAUUCUUGGUGAAGAGAACCCGGCGAUGUUCGGGGUCAUACCGGUCACGAAAUAACAGUAAUAACAAACCUGGAACAUAUUACGGUGACAGGAACAACAGUGAUAACUCUGAAGUGACCAAACCGGUGGCAGUGAAGGAGACCGAUGUGGCCAAUUAUUUCCCGUUUGAACGGCCAGAUGGACUUCUCCCGGUGUCCCGCGAAGACUCCGCCGGUGUCAGAGAGGCGUGGAGCCCGCACGUGGAGUCCGCUCUGGAGGCGGAGGCGGACCGGCGCGCGCAGUUACCGGAGACCGAGGAGCAGGUGAGCGAGGUAGACGUUUUGACUCCCGAUAGUCAUUUCUCCUGCUUCUUCCCACCUCCUCCUCUACCCCCUCGUGAGUUUACAUUAACGGAGUCUUGCAACCCCAUUAAACCGGUCGGCACGCGGCUGUUUGAACACCACGAGGAAGGAGAGCCGUUAUUCCCCGGCAAGUGCCUGACAUCCUCCCCAGUCUCGGAGAUACCGGAGCUGCCGUUCCUGGUGAGCUCAACGCCGACCUCCGUGUCCGCUUCUAUCGAGAGGCUCCUUGCGAGCAGCAGCCGCCACGCACCGUCCUAUGGUCACAACGACAAAUAUGACCCAAAUAUGGGUCAUGUGCACUUGUUCCCGCCACUGACACUCAUGAACCAGCAGCAGCAUCACGCAGCGAGGAAACGCUCGUUCCUCGAACAGGAUCAACGCUUAAACAGCAGCAGACACAACAAACAGUCCGCGGGCAACCCGCCAAAGAAACCCAAAGUGAACCGGAAACUCAACUUCGAAGAUGAGGUCACGACCUCUCCGGUUUUAGGUCUCCGGAUCAAGAAGGAGAGUCCCGAGCUGAGGAGACAGCGGGAGAAGUCGUCUGCUGCCACCGGGAAUCAGCCGCUGGGAGAGUACAUCUGCCAACUUUGUAAAGAGGAGUACCCCGACCCUUUCUCCCUUGCGCAGCACAAAUGCUCUCGCAUAGUGCGCGUGGAGUACCGGUGUCCCGAAUGCGACAAAGUCUUCAGCUGUCCCGCCAACUUGGCAUCCCACCGCCGUUGGCACAAACCUCGUCCGGUAAACAACCAGGGAGGAGAGACUCAGACAAACAAGAGCCAGCCGCUAAAAGAGGCACGAGGGCUCAUUCAGCACGAGAGGCAGCCGGUAGAGAUGGAGGGCAAAGAGAACGAGCUGCUGCGCAUAAAUACUAAUCAGCACCACGGAGCGCUGGACAGCUCCCGCAUCAGGCGCGAGCCGUCCCUGAUGCUACUCCACAGUCGGUCUCGGGAAAGCCCCGACAGCGACAGUCUCGCGCCUCCUCACUAUGAUUCCUCUCUUCAUUACCGGAACCCGGUUGAAAGCUGUAUGGACCUGCAGCAGCAGGUGAGAGCGGCAGACAGCCCACCCUCGAGCCUUUUUCUACUAAACGGCAACCCAGACGAGCGCGCGGACCUGCCCCAGCAGCAGAGGCCGUCACUCCCGCAUCCUGCUUUACCGUUUGUCCAGUCCUUACCGGAGGAGGAAAUGUACGAUUGCCGGUACUGUGGGAAGAAAUUCCGCCGACAGGCUUACCUGAAGAAACAUCUAGCCGCGCACGAGGUGACAGCACGAGUGUCUCCGCCCCCAGCAUCUUAUGGCCAGGCGCGCGAGACCAGUGGCGGACAGAGCCAGGUGUUCCUGUGUCACCUGUGCGGCGCGCGGUUCCCGUCGGUUGAAAUCCGAGACAAGCACCGUCUGUGGCACGCGAUGAGGGAUGAGUUACUGGCGGGAACAUUGGGAGGAGGACUCAGACCAGACUUAUUCCACGCGCAAGGAGACGAGAACGGCACCGGGGAAUGCGAGCAGCAGCAGAUCUUCACGUGCAAUCACUGUCCGUCCACUUUCUUCAGCUCCCCGGGGCUCGCUAGACACAUCAACAAAUCUCAUCCAACCGAGAACCGGCAGGUGAUGCUUCUGCAAAUGACCGUGCGACCGUAAAACGCCCGCUAGAUACAGACACUCAAACAAGCCAACCGAUUAUUUGUGAAAAUUGUCAUUAAUUGUCAUUAAUUGUCAUUACGCGGACGCUAAAAACUUUAACUAUUUUAAUUCAUUUCAGCUAUGGUUCUAUUAUAAAAUAGGACUGAGGCCUGUUUGUGUCAGUUGUGGUCCAACACUUUAUCACAGUGUGUGACAGGCUGUGGAUUACGGUUGAGUCACUGAGCCCUUUGUUUAAAGGUCUUGACUUGGUCCACUUAAAAUAUAAUGAUACUAGAAGGAUGCAAUAAUUUCCCAGGGGUCCAUGGUCAUGAAACUGAUUAGAUAAGCCCAAAGCAAAUGUUAACAAAACGUUGUUGUGUUGCUCGAUUACACAACUACAUUUAGUUGUCAGUUCAAGUGGAACUGUCCAUGGUGCUGAAAGUAAAUAAUGACCAACUGAAACUUUGAGAAAAAACACACUUCAGUAAUCUUCAACAGGUUGUUCAGUCUAUAACAAGCAGGAUUGUAAUACUACCAUGAGUGGAACUAUCUUGCUUUGUUUUUUUUAUUAUAAAGAAAAUAACAUUUUAAUUUAUUAGACAGAUGAUUUAAUAAACGAACACAGGAUUAUUAUGAUAGACAUUUUAAACUAGAGGCAAAUUAAAGUGACCCUUAUAAAAAUGCCAUACACAUUAUAUCUUAAUAUUUAAUCAGUUGUUUACGAAGAAUACAGUCAUACAAUCAUACAAUCAUAGUUUCUAAAUUAAUUCUCAUAUAGAGAAUAUCUAUCCUUAUCUGUAUUGGCACGGAGGACGCCAUCUCUUUUCAGCUUCUCUUAUUAUGCCCAGCACUCUGUAAAUGAUUUGACAUUUAAUCACAGAAACUCAACUGUUAUAGUUAGUGAACACUUGAGAGAAUGGGGCCAGACUAAAGUUUGACAGAAAGGGCAUUUUGAUUAUGACUAAUUAGAGCUGGAGGGGGUCAUUUUACACUAAAUAUACUCAAUCAGCGAUCGACAGGCCUCUCUACAUGUGGCAGAAAUUUAAACUCAGUCAACACAUUUCUGUGGCAAAGUAAUCAGAUUACACUGAAGCUCAGGAGUCCAGUAUGUUACAUUACUUACUGGUGUAAUAAGAAGUGACCUUUAAUUACAUUUAGAAGGUAACCUUCCUUACCCCGAGAACUGGAGACAGAAUCAAUGUCCUAACUCUAUUUUAAAGACUAUUUCAUGUACAGCUAACAAUAAAAAUAAUCAUAGACCAUAAUAUGCCUUUUAUAGUAAAUGUGCCAGUAAGCUUCUCAGCUAUAAAAUAUUUUCAUACAGAAAUGGAACAUUUAAUGUCAGUACUACUCAUAAAAAAAAAUGCUUUCGUCUUUAUUGAUUACAUAUUACUGUUGAAAUAUUUGCUAAAUGCCUUCAUGAUGCUAAUGAUGUAAUUGUGGCUCUAUGAAGCCUAUACUAUUUUGAUAUGUUUCAAGUUAAAUGUGAAAUUUAUUCAAAAUUAUUGUCAAUAAAUGUUAAGACAGUACGA